AUGCUCGUUCGACGCUUCAAACGCCACCAGUUUGCUGUUAUGGGAUCUUCAGCUCAUCCUCGGCGUCCUCCGUCGAGCGAUAAGGACGCGGUUCGCCAGGCGAAGGAGGCUAACGGGCUUACGGACGAGCAACAUCGGCUAUGGAUUCGUGAUUCAUCACGCCAGUGGACGCCCAAGCCUGAUUCUGACCUACGUACCCUGGUUGCGAUCGAAGAAGAAUCUCUUGCCGCGUGGCUCAUGGGUAGCAUCGUGCUCCCCGGUCCGCCAGGGCUCCUCGUGUGCACGCAUACUCACGUGAUGCGCGUAGUCAUGCUUGAUUUUUUAGGCUACCUCGAAGAAAUUGUGAUUGCCAUUAUUCCUCCUGAGGUACGUAUGCCUCGAUAA
Hyaloperonospora brassicae is the source of this 384-nucleotide messenger RNA. NCBI's taxonomy places the organism in Eukaryota, Oomycota, Peronosporomycetes, Peronosporales, Peronosporaceae. The record is from the annotation of a GenBank genome assembly.